ACAACAACAACAACAAAAGAAGUGCAAUUUUUUUCAAGUGUGACCAAGUGUGAAAACAGAAAGAAAUCAAAACAAACGAAAACGAAAACAAGAAACCAAAACAGAGAAGGAGGAUCAAAGCAACUCCAAUUGGAAUAAUGAUAAAGCUGUUUCCCAGCUCCUAUUGUCGGAGGGGUAGCGAUAUCUGAUAGACGAGAGACGUGAAAGACGGGGCACAGGCACACCGACAGACAAUAUGGGUGGCAAAUGCAAAUGCAAAAAUAAAACAAACGAAACGAACAACUGUUUUCAGAGGCCGCUACCAAAAAAAACUACCAACUGAAAAAAUAUACAAACAGCAGCAGCAGCAGCAGCAGCAUUAGAUUAAUCCCCCGUGAAACCGCACCACCGCAAAGGAGAGACGAGGAGAGCAAGGAGUAGGCCAAUAAGAAGAGAAACGGUUCCUAAUACGAAGAAAAACGGAAGCGGAUACAGGAAGGAAGAAGCAGCAGCAGCAGCAGCAGCAGCAGCAGCAAAUAGAAAGAGUGACCCUUUCGCCUUUGCCUUCGUCCAAGCCAAGGUCACAGAUCGAAGAUGGCAUCGCAGGAGUAGCCCACAAAGGAUAUUUACAUAUGGAAAGGGAAUCAAAGAUCCAACUGCAUUUAUCGCGCGCGUGUGUGUGCAUUGUAUUGUCUUGAAUGUGUGAGUGUGUGUCCUUUUUUUGUUGUGAAACUUGAAGGAUGAGCUAAAGGUAACCGAGUGCAAUAGUAACAUAAACGUAACGGGACCUAGAACAAGGAAUAAGCAACAAAUAUUACAAGCAAAAACAAAACAAAAGCUUAAAACAAACAUCGGGCCAUCGUGGGUAGGAAUCGAAAUUCGAAAAUCCAAGUUCUGGCAUUGACAGCACACAUAAGGACCGUCGCGGGGGGCACCCCCUGUGUGUGUGUGUAGGAGUGUCCGCAGCCUGGAAAAGGAAAUCUUUGGAAAUUGGAAAGAAAAAUGAGAAUUAAAAUGCCAGCGGUCCGAAUUGCACAAGAUUCUGACUCCACAGAGAACGAUGCGGUUGCCGCACAGGACAUUCUCACGUGCGGCGCCUGCCAGAAGGCAUUCGCCCUCUCGGACAUUGUCAAGUUCAUCCAGCACAAGGUGCUGCAGUGCAACAAGGAGAACUAUGGCCAGUGCUCCACGCAGGGUCCCCAAAUGGACCGUGACGCGGAGGAGGGCCGACCCCUGAGCCUCGUCAACCGCCGGCCCUCGAUCUCGGGCAUACCCAUCACAGGCCGCAAGUCCGCACCAUCCGUGGUGGUCAGCAGUGGCGGUGGCCCUGGUGCCACGGCUGCCACAGCAGCGGCCGUUGCCGCAGCAGCAGCUGCAGCGGCGGCAGCCAGCAGCACAGCCAGCGGCUCCAGGAUACACACCCCGCCACCAAGUCCCGCGGAUCUGCUGGCCGACGGUGCCAGCAGCACGCCCAAGCGUCUCGUUGACGAGAACGACAACACAACGCCCAAGGACAGCAGCGAGGCGGCGGCCACCAUCGAGGCCUCGAUGCGCGGCAGUCCGGCGGCCAUUGAGCGGCAGGCGGGCGGCGACAGCAGCUGCGAUCUGCUCGAUGAGGAGCAGCAUCCACACACGCCCAAGGUCAAGCAGGAGCCGUAUGCCCCCGACGAGGACAUGUCCCAUCUCGCAGGAUCGCAGCAGCAGCAGCAGGAGCAGGAGCAAUCCGCUGCCGACUGCCAGCCCCUGGCCAAGCGGCCCAAAAUGGAGCUGGUCGAUGCCGAGGCCAACACAGUCCACACAGAGCCCAGCAAUUACACUUGCUCCACAUGCAAGACCCGCUACACAUCCGCGUGGCGCCUCAUCCAGCAUGUCCAGCACUCGCACGGCGUGAAGAUCUACGUGGAGGCCACUGGUGGCGCCACAGCCACACUCACUGUGGCCACACCCGCCGCCCUCAACAACAGCGCCUUGGCCGCAGCUGCAGCCGCUGCAGCGGCCGCUGCCGCCGUCGCGGCUGGCGUCAGUCCACAGCCCGCUGAGGCGGCGAUGAAGCGCAGCAGCCCCGCUGGAGCGGGUGUCGCCUCCGUCUCCAUGUCCACCUCCGUCAGUUCCACAUCCUCCGCAUCGCUGGCCAACACGAGCGGCGGCAGCAACAGCAGCAGCAGCAGCAGCCACGCCAGCGCCAGCGGCAAUGUCAGCAUCAGCGCCUCGUCCCCCCAGCAGCAGCAGCAGCAGCAGCAACAAUUGCAGUUGCAACAGCAGCAGCAGCAGCAGGCGGCGCAGCAGCAACAGCAGCGAGUGCAGCAGCAGCAGCGCGAGAAUCUGGCGUCGGCAAUGGCCGCCGGAAUGCGGCAUCAUCCGCUGCUGGCACCGCCAGAGGCGAUGCAUGCCAAUCCGUUCCAGCUGCUGCGCAUGCCCCUGCCACCGGCGCUGGCCCAGGGCAAUGUAGUUCCUAGCGUGGCGCCACUGUUCGGCCAUGGCCGCCCCUCGCCCGCCGAUCACUAUCGCAUGGAGCAGCUGGUGAGCGAACAGUUCCGGCAUCACGGCUUCAAUCUGGCCGCAGCCGCCGCCGCCGCCCAGGCACAGUUCAAUGCCAACGGGCAGGUGUCCGCCAAUGUUCCUACCGUCGCCAGUGGCGAGCCGCGUCCGCCCUCGAGCUCCAGCAGCGGCAGCCAGCGUGGCUCCGUGCCACCCGCCGCCCUGCCACCGCCGUCGCUCAGCUCCCAGCAGCAGCAGCAACAGCAACAACAGCAGCAGCAGCAGCAGCAACAGGCGGGAGGUGCCACCACGCCUGGUCUGGUGGGAGGAGGAGGAGGAGGAGGAGGAAGUGGCUCCUUGAAGCUGGAACCGCAGCAGAUGGAUUUUUACUCGCAGCGAUUGCGUCAGCUUGCGGGCACAACAAGCCCUGGAGCUGGCAGCAUUGUUAACUCGAGCUCGCCGAGUCCUCGACAGAAGCAAUCGCCGCACUUUGCGAGCCCAUCGCCCUCCCAGAUACCCCAGCAGCAGCAGCAGCAUCACCACCACCAGCGCCCCCACUCGCUGACACCGCCCGAGAAGAGCGGCGGCGAUGCGGGCUCCGAGAACGGCAGCCUGGGCAGCCUGGGCCUCGCGCUGGCCAGCACGCCGCGGUCGGCCAGUACGCCGCCAUCGAAGGGCAGCCUCAACCUGGGCCAGGUGGGAGCAGGAGCAGGAGCAGGCGCAGGAGCUGCAGGGGGCGCAGCGGAGCAGGCCAGCUGCUAUGCGUGCAGCUACUGCGACAAGAAGUUCCGCUUCGAGAACAAUCUGAUCAUCCACCAGAGGACGCACACGGGCGAGAAGCCGUACAAGUGCACCGCCUGCGACUUCGAGUGCUCGCACAUCCAGAAGCUGAUGAAGCACAUGCGGGUGCAUCGCAGUCCUGGCGACGAUCAGGAUGGCCAGGAUGGUCCGGACGACGGCAGCAAUGCCGACUCGCUGGAGACGAACGAGGCGGACAACGAUGAGGACCCCAAUCCGGAUGAGUCCGAGGAGGAGAUGGGCGACGCCGAUGGGGACAAUGAUCCCGAUGGUGACAUCGAUCCCGAUGCGGAUGGCGAGGGCGACGACGAGGACGAGGAUGAGCUGGAUGACUGCGAGGACAUGGACUACAAGGCCGAGGAUCUCAGCGUGAGCAACCGCAUCGACGGCAAGAGCCAGAGCCCCAAGACCACCAGCUCGGGCGCCACCUCCCUGGUCGGCGAGCUGAUGGACAAGUUCGGCCUCUCGAACAUUGCCCAGUACAGCGAGGCGUACAAGCAGGCGCUGCAGGAGUCUGGCCGCAAGGAGGCUGCCUCCGUGGCAGCUGCCGCCGCCGCAGCAGCCGCCGCGGCCGCCGUCGAUAACAACAAUCGUGGCGGCAGCUCCGGUCCGGGCUCCGGCUCGGGAGCGGGUGGCGCUGACAAGAUGAACGGCCUGCCCGUGGCCGCCCUCCGACUGCGCGACGAGUUCGCCAAGAACUGCAACAUGUUCCAGCAGCCGCAGGACGGGCCCGGCCAGGUGCCGCUCUUCAAUCCCUUCCCCAAUCCCUUCGAGCUGAGCAAGCGCAUGAAGAUGGACGGCGGCGACUGGUGGGGCAUGUCCGCCCUGCACCGCAACGAGGCGCUCUUCGAGAACCUCAAGCUGAAGCCGCUGGGCCUGGGCGGCGCCAAUGCGCUCAUCCAGGGACCGCUGCUCAAGAAGGAGAGUCGCCAGCGCAACGACACCUGCGAGUUCUGCGGCAAGGUGUUCAAGAACUGCUCCAACCUGACGGUCCACCGACGCAGCCACACGGGCGAGAAGCCAUACAAGUGCGAGCUCUGCUCCUACGCCUGUGCCCAGAGCUCGAAGCUUACCCGCCACAUGAAGACGCACGGACGCACCGGCAAGGAUGUGUAUCGAUGCCGCUUCUGCGACAUGCCCUUCAGCGUCCCCUCCACCCUCGAGAAGCACAUGCGCAAGUGUGUGGUGAACCAGGGCAAGGCGGCAGCCGCUGCCAAUGCCGUGGCCGCUGCCCAAGCGGCCCAAGCCGCCGCCCAGCAACUCCAAGCCGCUGCCCAGCAUGCCCAGGCCGCCCAACAGCAGCAGCAGCACCAACAGUCGCAGCAGCAGCAGCAGUCGCAGCAGCAGCAGAUGCCCGUGCAGUCACAGCUGUCGCCCAGCUGCCCCAUGGGCGUUGUCGGUUAUCCGCCACAGUUCGGCGUCUCCGUUGGGGGCCACAACCUGUCGCUGCCGGGCAGCGUUAGCGGGGACAACGACUCGAAUGCAUCCUCCAGCCUCACCGCUCAUCCCAUUUCGCUGAAGGAGGAGGCAUGACUUUUUAGCAGCUGGAGCAGCGCGCCACACCCACACCAACACCAGCACCCACACCCACACUCGCAUCCUCACCAACACCCUCAUUUGCAACAACUGCCACUACAUGCGGUACAUCCACACCAGCAUCCAACGCUCUCGCAUUCGCAUCCGCAUCCGCAUCCCCAUCCGCAGCUGCCGCUGCAGGGUCCGCUGGUAACGGCACCGCCGCCAACGCUUCACCAACUGGCGAGCAGCAGCAGUCGCAGUCGCAUCAUGUCGCGCAUCUUUUAAAGGUGUCCACAACUGCAUGUCCUGUGUAUAUAGAGUCCUUCCCCAUCCCUUGCCCCAAGUUGACAUCAAGUUACGGUUAGCAGCAGCAGCAGCAGCAGCCACCACGGAUACCCUGCAACUUUUACAAAAAGAUUGCCCCCAUGCCACCGCACUCCCCGAGAGACACCGCCAGCUGCACUCAGCCAAGCUCCUUGAAGGCGACAACAACAACAACAACAACAACAAAAACAAAAAGGCAACA
Drosophila subobscura is the source of this 5299-nucleotide messenger RNA. RefSeq names its product B-cell lymphoma/leukemia 11A (gene Cph). Gene Ontology annotation, cellular component: nucleus. Bases 982 to 4788 code for a protein of 1268 amino acids. Gene Ontology annotation, molecular function: RNA polymerase II cis-regulatory region sequence-specific DNA binding; DNA-binding transcription factor activity. The transcript has 4 exons. The record is from RefSeq and is a predicted model, not a curated record. Gene Ontology annotation, biological process: regulation of transcription by RNA polymerase II. Lineage: Eukaryota; Metazoa; Arthropoda; Insecta; Diptera; Drosophilidae.